Molecule: messenger RNA, 1409 nt
Organism: Aspergillus caelatus
Lineage: Eukaryota; Fungi; Ascomycota; Eurotiomycetes; Eurotiales; Aspergillaceae
Product: uroporphyrinogen decarboxylase HEM12
Exons: 4
Coding region: 50-1141 (363 amino acids)
Biological process (GO): heme biosynthetic process
Cellular component (GO): cytosol
Molecular function (GO): uroporphyrinogen decarboxylase activity
Source: RefSeq, a predicted model, not a curated record
CUCUUCCCAAGGUCCCUUCUUCGCACAACCCAUCCUAUUCUCCAUCAAGAUGCAGGAACAAUUCGCUCCAUUGAAGAAUGACCUUUUGCUAAGGGCUGCAAGAGGCGAGAAGGUCGAGCGUCCUCCGAUAUGGGUUAUGCGUCAAGCUGGACGCUAUCUCCCCGAAUACCACGAAGCUAAAGGAGGUCGCGACUUUUUUGAAUGUUGCCGCAGCCCGGAAAUCGCCUCGACACUGACUAUCCAGCCCGUGGAACGGUAUGCAGGGCUUAUCGAUGCCGCCAUCAUCUUCUCCGAUAUUCUAGUCAUUCCCCAGGCUAUGGGAAUGCAGGUUGAGAUGGUUGACAAGAAGGGACCCCACUUCCCCGAACCGCUGAAGACGCCGGACGACGGACAGUACGAGAAAGUGAUGCAAAAGCAGGUCGAUGUUAAGGAGGAACUUGACUACGUUUACAAGGCCAUCCGGCUCACCCGGCACAAGUUGCAGGGCCGUGUCCCGCUUAUUGGCUUUUGCGGUGCCCCAUGGACCCUCCUGUGCUACAUGGUUGAAGGCGGUGGAAGCAAGAUGUUUGUUCAGUCGAAAACGUGGGUCUACAAGUACCCGAAGGAAUCCCAGGCAUUGCUGCAGAAGAUCGCAGAGAUCUGUGUGGAAUACCUUGCUCUCCAGGUUGCCGCAGGCGCCCAGUUGGUUCAGGUCUUUGACUCAUGGGCCGGUGAACUUUCUCCGGCCUCGUUCAAGUCAUUCUCGCUCCCAUAUCUGCGCCAUAUUUCUGCCAAUCUGCCCAAGCGGUUGAAGGAAAUGGGACUGGAGCCAGUACCCAUGACUGUUUUCGCCAAGGGCGCAUGGUAUGCACUUGAUGACCUUUGCGAAUCCGGCUAUAACGUUGUUGGGCUUGACUGGCUACAUGAUCCGGCGGAAGCUAGGCGAAUUGCGAAUGGUCGGGUCACCAUCCAGGGUAAUGCUGAUCCCGGCAUGCUCUACGGUGGCCGUGCCGCCAUCACAGAAACUGUCGAGACCAUGGUUAAAGGUUUCGAGAAGGGCAAGCAGGGAUGGAUUGCGAACUUGGGCCAUGGUGUUACUCCAUUUGUCAAGCCUGAUGAUCUCAAAUUCUUUUUUGAGGAGAUUCACAGACUAACGGCAUAGAUGGAACAUAAUACUAGGUCAUGGCGAUGAUUCCGGUAGGACUGAGGCUCUGACUAUUUACAUUGUGAUUCCUCAUACCCUGCAGCUCAUCGGCGAAUGGCUGAUUAGCCUAUGAUAUAUUCAGGGCUUAAACGGCAAUAUCCUCAUUCCUACAUUGUUGAUACGUCCAUAGUCAGCUACUAUCAUUUGGAGAUGGGGAGAUGGGGUGGGCGGUUGAAGAAUAUAUUGUUAUCGACGACUUGUCAUGAUCCAAAAGCAGUGUUCAAAA